AUGGCGGUUCUCUCCUGCGCUGCUGCACCUCCGUUGCUUCGCAUCGCUCAGUCAUCCCGAUCCUCCUCGCCCGCCUUCUCCUCCUGCCGCUUCGUUCCUUUGUGCUCCUCUCCCCUUCGCUCUUUCCAUCUCACCUCCACGCGACCACGUCUACCCUCCCUAGCAAACUCCGCGCGUUUCCGCGCACAUCAGCGCUCCGCGCAUGCCGCGAGCGCCGUCCGACCAGCAGAACCGGCCGCCUUCGACACCCGCGCUCCCCACCUCACAUGCGCGCGGGGAGCACUACAUUCCGCGCACGCCAAUGCCGCGCGGAUACCACAACUGGUUACUGCCGCUAUUUCCGCGAAUGUCGACGCGCUGCGAGCUAAUGCCGUGUGGGUGCUGGCGCGGGCAGGCGUGGGCAUAAGCGCGGGGCUGGCGUUGGGAGUUCCGGGGGCUCUUGCUGUGGGCGGCGAGGCGUGGACUGACGCGGUUGGGGACCUGGAAACGCCCUACUCUCCCGACGCCGCCACGUUCCUCCCGUUCCUCAUUGCAUUCCUGGUGCUGUUCUGGCUGAGCAAUUACGUGGCGCCUCACUACAUUUUCAAGGACACCGUCUUUAGAGAGGAGGCUUCAGAGGACGGCACUGCCAGCGUUGACGGCAGCACACAGCAAGGAAAGCAGCCCACCAGCUCUACCAGUGCCGCCAGUCUAGGGGAGGGAAAGGGUUUUGGCAAGAAGUGA
Closterium sp. NIES-65 is the source of this 723-nucleotide messenger RNA. The record is from the annotation of a GenBank genome assembly. NCBI's taxonomy places the organism in Eukaryota, Viridiplantae, Streptophyta, Zygnematophyceae, Desmidiales, Closteriaceae.